CUCACACAACAACUUCACUGAUCCACUCCGCCGCUCUUUCCUUUCUUCGCAACUUGCCGUUGUAAUUUAAUGUAUUUUCUUUUUGUUUUCUAAUUAAAAAUAUAUUAUUUUGCUCUUUCUAAUCAGAAUGGUUGAUUUGUUUUCCUGCCACGUGUCAUACAUCAGUCGAAGAACUGGAAACUAGAGCAUAUAAUAAUAACUGUAGUGGAUCUGAACUCAAACUCUGCAAUCCACUGCUCCAUCUUUCUCGCGGCGUUAAACCGCCUUCUACCCUUAAACCCUUCCUUUUUUCUUCACACUCACCACUCAUAACCGUCAACACCACUAUUUCCACCGGAACACCAUCUACCACCAUAUUUUCUUCCCAUUAAACGCUCACACUCGCCGCUUUCUCUUCAUCAAACACAAACCAAACACUAUCACAAAACUUUCUCAUGGAUUUCGACUACGACGACGACGACCUAAAACCACCGGUUACCACUUCACGACGAUUCGCGCCAAAAGCAUCAAAACUUAAACCUAAAAAAGAACCUCAACUCGUCCCCAAACCCGAACCACCUUCCACCAAAACAGAACCACAAGAAAUUGAUUUAACUGUUAAACAGAACGAAGUAGAACAUACCAAGUCUGAACCUAAUGGCACUGAAUCAUCAUCCAACUUUGAAGCUAGAGAGGAUGAUUCAAGGACUGUUGUUUCCACAGAUGUAGAAAUGACUGAAGCUGUACAGGAUUUCAAUCAUGAAGUCGUUCCAAUGGAUGAAGAAGACACAGUUGUUCGCGAAAUUGAUGUGUAUUUUUCGCCUUCUAUUGAUGAUGAAACUAAGUUGUAUGUUAUGCAAUAUCCUUUGAGACCUUCAUGGCGACCGUAUGAACUCGAGGAGAAUUGCGAAGAGAUUAGGUUGAAACCUAAAACUUCAGAGGUGCAGGUUGAUUUAUCUGUUGAUUUGGAGUCAAGUAAUAUUGAUAGAGACAAUGCCAAUGGACUCAAUUAUACCAAGCAGACUCUAUCAACUACGUGGAAACCACCUCCUGCUAAUGGCUGUGCUGUUGGGCUUCUUAUGGGAGAUAAGUUGCACCUUCAUCCAGUUCAUGCAGUUGUGCAGCUCCGACCAUCACGACAUUAUCUUGAUUCUGGGAAGGUUGCUACGUCAAAGACGCAGAAUAAGCAGACGGAGCCUUCUUCUUCUUCUUCAAUUGAGGAAAAGAGUGAUGGUGAUGAGGGCUGGGUUCCUCUCAAGUACCAUGGUUGCAAGGAUGAUAUCUCAUCUAGAUAUUUUCAGCAAAUGGUGGCACACAAAAGUUCUCCCAUAAACUUUGAAAUGAGCACGUAUGACUACAUUGGUACAAUCUGUCCUGGAGGGAGCAGCAAUGCUUUAGCUAAAGGUCCUUCUAAACGGUAUCUCCUAUCAUUGCCGGUGGAAAAGCGUCUACAGACAUUUCUUAUUCAGGGCCUUCCACUUCAUCGUUUUAGUGCUAUCAAGCACUUUGCUCCUGAAUACUCCGAUGACGAGCUGCUCAGUUUUCUGCAGAACCAUGCACUAUUGCUGCGUGGAUACUGGGUCCCAAAAGGUAAAUUGCUGUAUCCUGAGGGCGGUAUAGAAUUACUGGCAAGAAAUUUUGUCCUCGUAUCGUUUAACAAGAGUUUGAGAGUUCAGUCAGGUGAACUGAGAAAGCUCGGUGGCGAGCUUGCUAAUCGUGUGAAAUACUUUCUGAUGCAAUUUGCUUUGGAAAAACUUGAUCUAAAAGAAAGAGAAAUGUAUUGGAAGUUCAAAGAGCUACCAGAUGAGUCCUUUAUAAAAGAUUUUCCAAUUGUUGUUAAACAACAAGAAGAAAUUUAUAAGAUUUUGGAACGAGAGGUAUCUGGUUUUGUUAGUGUUGCUGGAAAACAAAAACAAAAAUCAAUUAAAAAUGCUGUAACAACUAGUGGUGUCAACAGUGCUCUUGUUAGAUCAACAAAUUCUGAUCCGCCGGCAACAAGUUUGGGUGAAGAUCCUCCUCCUAGGAAUAUGACCAUGUCAAGUGAAACUCGUCAUGCUCUGCCAAUUGCCCUCAAGAAACUUUUUCAGACUCACAAAGUUUGCAGCUUCCAGUUGAUAUGCCAAGAAUUGCGUGGAUUGGCACUUGCCAAAACAAUGCUUCCAAAAGGAGGUUCUAAAAUUGAUGUGGAUGCAGCUAAUAGUCUUGACGUUCCACAAGACGAGCUGAAGGCUGUCUUGGGUGAAGUUGCAUGCGAUAUCCAUGGUUGUUUUGUGUUAAAAUCAUCGAAAGAUGAUCUAUUCAGAGAUGUUGUAAUUGAUAUGCUUCGUGGAAGUGGACCCAAUGGCAAGCUAAGGAAGGCUGAGAUACUUGAAGCUGCAAGGAGAAAACUCGGUAGGGAUGUCCCUAACACUGAAUAUAUCAAGGCCGUGAGUGAGUUAUGCAUCUCAAAAGGUUCGUAUUGGGUCUUGAAAAGCGGAGAUGGAAGUAAGCAAUGAUCCAAGGGCCAGCUGAUUGGUUCAGCAGAAUUUUUAUUAUCCUGCUAACACUUUUUUUUUUUCCUUUUAAUUAACUGAAUUAUCGAGAAUCAUACUUGGUGCUUCUUUUGCUUGCGAUUAAGAGAGGUAUAGUUAUUGGUAAUAGAUUUCACACUCAAAUAUACGUGCAUCUUAUUCAAAUUUUCAACUACAACUGGGUUUAUAAAAUAUCUGCAGAAUGUUUUUGAACCUUGAUAA
Molecule: messenger RNA, 2711 nt
Organism: Trifolium pratense (red clover)
Lineage: Eukaryota; Viridiplantae; Streptophyta; Magnoliopsida; Fabales; Fabaceae
Product: DNA-directed RNA polymerase III subunit RPC5-like
Exons: 13
Coding region: 435-2474 (679 amino acids)
Biological process (GO): DNA-templated transcription
Cellular component (GO): nucleus; RNA polymerase III complex
Source: RefSeq, a predicted model, not a curated record